Messenger RNA from Pogonomyrmex barbatus (red harvester ant), 2926 nucleotides. It is a transcript of the gene ss, whose product is annotated as aryl hydrocarbon receptor spineless. Lineage: Eukaryota; Metazoa; Arthropoda; Insecta; Hymenoptera; Formicidae. The record is from RefSeq and is a predicted model, not a curated record. Gene Ontology annotation, cellular component: nucleus; aryl hydrocarbon receptor complex. Gene Ontology annotation, molecular function: transcription cis-regulatory region binding; protein binding; nuclear receptor activity. Gene Ontology annotation, biological process: xenobiotic metabolic process; response to xenobiotic stimulus; regulation of transcription by RNA polymerase II.
UCCCCCGGGAUCGCAGCUCGCUUUGACCGCCACUCACCCUCAGCCCCACGUCGUUGAUCCCGCAAUGACGCCCACCUCGGCGCCGGUGCCGACCCCGACGUCGGCGUCGGGCCCCAACAACCCCGUCGCCAUGAGCCAGCUGGGGACCGUCUACGCCACCAAGAGACGGCGUCGGAACGGAAAGAGCUUAAAACCACCACAGAAAGACGGAGUGACAAAGUCGAAUCCCAGCAAGCGGCAUCGAGAACGAUUAAAUGCCGAGCUGGAUACGCUGGCAUCGUUACUUCCUUUCGAGCAAAAUAUUCUCAGCAAGCUGGAUCGACUGAGUAUCCUUAGACUCAGCGUAAGCUACCUCCGCACUAAGAGCUACUUUCAAGUGGUGAUGCACAAGGAUAAAGAGGAGAAUUCACACCACGACUCGCAUUACAGGGCGAGAGAGUUGGCAGCGCUCGCUGCUUACGACCAUCAUCACCUCGACGGCGAAAUGUUCCUACAGGCACUAAACGGGUUCCUGCUAAUAUUAACUUGCGACGGGGAAGUGUUUUUCGCUACCCACAGCAUAGAGAGUUAUCUUGGCUUCCAUCAGUCUGACAUUGUCCACCAGAGUGUCUACGAACUGGUGCAUAGCGAAGACCGGGAAGAAUUGCAACGGCAAUUAAUGUGGAAUUCUUUUCUACCCGCUGAAAGUGCAAGUCUGCCGUUGCACGACGCACUUUCGCCCCAGCAUUGUCAUCUGCUCGAACGUAGCUUCACGGUUCGCUUCCGUUGUCUUCUCGACAAUACAUCCGGUUUUCUGCGUCUCGACAUCAGGGGCCGAGUUAAAGUACUUCAUGGGCAGAAUCGGAAAACGGAAGAGCCACCUCUGGCCCUGUUCGCCUUGUGCACACCGUUCGGGCCACCGUCGCUUCUGGAGGUACCGCAGAAGGAAGUGAUGUUCAAGAGCAAACACAAGUUGGAUCUCGCGCUCGUGACGAUGGAUCAGAAAGGAAAGAUGCUUCUAGGCUAUUCCGACGCGGAACUAACGAAUCUCGGUGGCUACGAUCUAGUCCAUUAUGACGAUUUGGCCUACGUUGCUAGUGCACAUCAAGAAUUAUUGAAAACCGGUGCGUCAGGCAUGAUAGCCUACAGAUUUCAAACGAAGGACGGCGGAUGGCAGUGGCUGCAGACUAGCUCCAGACUGGUCUACAAAAACUCGAAACCAGACUUCGUGCUCAGUACUCAUCGGCCUCUCAUGGAAGAGGAAGGUAGAGAUCUGCUUGGCAAACGUACGAUGGACUUCAAGGUGAGCUAUCUGGACGCUGGAUUGACCAACAGCUACUUCUCGGACAGCGAUACUCUGACGGGAUCCGUCAUGACGCCGACGUUACCGGCGCAACCGGCGCCCCAGAGAGUGAAUAGGCGAUAUAAAACACAGCUGCGCGACUUCCUGUCGACGUGCCGCAGCAAACGCACCAAAAUCUCCGCGCAGUCGUCAGUGUCGCCACCGGUGACUCCCACAGUCGCGUCUGUGGAUUAUCUUGCGGCGGAUACCAGCGCAGCAGCCGCGGUCGCUGCGGCGUACAGCAAUUUGAAUACGAUGUAUCCGACGCCAUACGCGCCCACAGCAGUGGCGGCAAGCACUGAUCCUUCCCUGACGACUUACAUCGGUCACACAGGCAACUAUCAUCAGACCCUUUAUCCAGCGAGUGCGUUAGAUAACAGGUAUCUCACAGCUGCGACAGAGAAUUUAUUCCAAUACAGGACGCUAGGAUCGUAUUAUCCGGAGUAUCAUACUGGCACCGCGUACAAUGGCUUCAUCGACGUGUCGUUGCCUACGUACGAGACCCAUCAAUUGACCAGUAAGACAGAGGAGAAACUCUACUGUCAACAACUCGGUAGCGGCGAGUCGCCCAAGUACAGUUACGUGGAGACGAGACAUCCCGGAAGUGUUAGCGGUUCACCCUAUGCCGCCAGUCCGGUGGCAAGCGCGUCCACGAUGCAUCCAGCGACAACCGAUAUGAACGUGGUGCGCGCCGGCAGCAGGCAUUCCCUGGAGGGUGGCGCGUCGUCCAGCAAUUCCGCCGGUAGUUCGCCAGUGACCGGCACGGCUAACGGUAUGCUGACGCCAAAGAUCGAGGAUGUCAAGCCCGAGGUGUAUGGCAACGAGGCGCCGCGGCAAACUGUGCUGAUGUGGGGCGCGCCGCCGUCGCGCACACCACCCAGAAACAACGGCAGCUACAGUCCUCCGACGCCACAUUCGACUCAUUCAUCCACGCAUUCGACUAAUACCACCGGUGACCCGCUGAAGUCGCUUGCGGAGAUGAACUCCAUGAACGGGGACUGUAAAUGGCGGCAGACCUCGCCGACAGAUCGGCAAGUGACUGCACCGAGUCCGCCAAGGAAUAACAAAACGCAACCAUCUCAACAGCAGCAACAGCAGCAGCAGCAGCAACAUCAUCAUCAGCAACAGCAACAGCAGCAUCAACAACAAUAUCCCGUCACGACGUCGCAAUAUCAAGCGGCCGCAGCGGCGGCUGCGGCCGCUGCCGCUGCCGCCAGCACCAUCGGUUACACGCACUCUCAUCCGGGCCAUGGCGGACACGGGGAAGCGGGCUCCGAGGUAUGGCAAGGAGUGCAACACCACCAUCACUACCAGUACUAUCCCUACCACCAUCACCACCCCGCACCACCAAGGCACACGCCCCACACGCCACCGUCAGCUGCGGGAACGGGGACGGGGGUGGCGGCAGGCAUGGGCAUGGGCACCGGGGCGGACAACAGCACCAGCAACAACAACAACGUCUUGUACCACCCUCCGCACCACCACCACGUGGUGGGAUCAUCAGCGGCGGCGGGACUGGGCCCAACUGUCCCACAGAUUCCAAACCGGACGCCGGGAGUCCUUUGCUGUCCAUCUCUGAGGUGACUAACACCCUGCUCAAUCAAU